Juglans microcarpa x Juglans regia is the source of this 331-nucleotide messenger RNA. RefSeq names its product splicing factor U2af large subunit B-like. The transcript has 3 exons. The record is from RefSeq and is a predicted model, not a curated record. The coding region runs from base 1 to 261 and encodes 86 amino acids. NCBI's taxonomy places the organism in Eukaryota, Viridiplantae, Streptophyta, Magnoliopsida, Fagales, Juglandaceae.
AUGAGACGUGAUCCUACAUUGGAUAUUCAGCAUGCCUCUCACUGGGAUAAUUUACUUUUACAGGGAGGAAGAGGUGGGCACUAUGACCGGAAACAUUGUUUGAGGGUCUAUUCACUGGGAUAUCACAGUCUGUUGCAACAUAUUUUCGGUCAUGUUAUGGCUGCAAUUGGAGGAAACAGUGCUGGUCCAGGUGCCCCUAUUAAGGUGAGGAGACCUAGUGCUUACAACCCAUCCCGUGCUGCAACACUUGGUCCAAGCUAGCCCAAUCCAGUACUGAACCUGGCCGUUGUUGGGUUAAAGUCGCAGGAUCUGUACAUGGGCAUGAGGGGCC